Cottoperca gobio is the source of this 6795-nucleotide messenger RNA. RefSeq names its product microtubule associated monooxygenase, calponin and LIM domain containing 2b (gene mical2b). Gene Ontology annotation, molecular function: protein binding; FAD binding. The record is from RefSeq and is a predicted model, not a curated record. Lineage: Eukaryota; Metazoa; Chordata; Actinopteri; Perciformes; Bovichtidae.
GCUAACCUACAACACGGGGGGCGGAAGACACGGCGGCUCUCAAGUGAGAACCAGGUCGCUGGAGAGAACCACAGAGCCGACAUUAAUGUGGUAACCGACCUGUGAGGACAGUUUGCUACUUUCACUGUCGACAUAUUGUGGAUAAGACUGCCGUUUAUUUUUCAUGGACUCCCCAGUAACUAGCUAAGCAUGGCGGAACACACCGUGUCCUAGGAGUCCAGUGCUGACAGUGUGGACUGAACGGAAGAAAGAAGAGAGUGAUUUGAUACGUUUCACCAUCGGAGAAGAUGGGUGAGACGGAUGAUGAGCGUACUGCGCAGGCCAGCAUGCUCUUUGAGAACUUUGUCCAGGCAUCCACCUGUAAAGGGACUCUGCAGGCCUUCAGCAUCCUCUGCAGGCAGAUGGAGCUGGAUCCUCUGGACUACAGCAACUUUUACAGCUCACUGAAAGCUGCAAUCAGCACCUGGAAGGUCAAGGCGCUUUGGACCACACUGGACAAAAGGGCACAGCACAAGGUCUACAACCAGAAUAAAGCCUGUCAGGGCACCAGGUGCCUGAUCAUCGGCGGCGGUCCUUGUGGUCUGCGGACAGCCAUCGAGCUGGCCCUGUUGGGCUGUAAGGUGGUGGUGAUCGAGAAGAGGGACACCUUCUCCAGGAACAACGUGCUUCACCUCUGGCCCUUCACCAUCCACGACCUCAGGGGCCUCGGAGCCAAGAAGUUCUACGGCAAGUUCUGCGCCGGCUCCAUCGACCACAUCAGUAUCCGCCAGCUCCAGCUGAUGCUGCUAAAAGUGAGUCUGAUUCUGGGAGUGGAAAUUCAUGUUAACAUUGAGUUUGUCAAACUUGUGGAGCCACCAGCAGAGCAGACUGAUGACGGGUCUGGUUGGCGAGCAGAAGUCCGGCCCUCCAGCAAUCCUGUCUCGGACUUUGAUUUUGAUGUGGUGAUCGGAGCCGACGGACGCAAAAACACAUUAGACGGUUUUGGUCGCAAAGAGUUUCGAGGGAAGUUGGCCAUCGCCAUCACGGCUAACUUUGUCAACAGGAACACCACAGCAGAGGCCAGAGUGGAGGAGAUUAGUGGUGUAGCCUUCAUCUUUAACCAGAAGUUCUUUCUGGAACUCAAGGAGGACACAGGAAUUGACUUGGAGAACAUAGUUUACUACAGAGACAACACCCACUACUUUGUCAUGACGGCAAAAAAGCAGAGUCUGCUGGACAAAGGGGUCAUCAUGAAUGACUACAUAGAAACAGAGCGGCUGCUGAGCGCUGACAACGUCAACCAGGAAGCACUGCUCUCCUACGCCCGUGAGGCAGCUGACUUCGGCACAAACUACCAGCUACCGUCCCUUGAUUUUGCCAUCAACCACUACGGGCAGCCGGAUGUAGCCAUGUUUGACUUCACCAGCAUGUACGCCUCAGAGAAUGCCGCCUUGAUCAGGAAGAAGCAUGGACACCAGCUGCUGGUCUCGCUGGUGGGAGACAGUCUGCUUGAGCCCUUCUGGCCGACGGGAACAGGCUGUGCUCGGGGUUUUCUGGCCGCCUUCGACAGUGCCUGGAUGGUGAGGGGCUGGGCACAGGGCAGGGCUCCUCUCGAGAUCCUGGCUGAGAGGGAGAGUAUCUACCGUCUGCUGCCUCAGACCACCACAGAGAACAUCAGUAAGAACUUUGAACAGUACGCCAUCGAGCCUGCCACCCGCUACCCCAACCUCAACUCCAACUGUGUACGCCCACACCAGGUGCGUCACCUGUUCAUUGACGGCCAACAGGACUCGUGUCACCUGGAAAGAGGAGGACCGACACGUAGAUCAGUCAACUUGUCCAGAAGAGAGUCCGAGGUGCAUCCUGGCCGGCUGCUGACCUGGUGUCAGAAGCAGACUCAAGGAUACAGAGGGGUGGACGUCACCAACCUCACAUCUUCCUGGAGGAACGGCCUGGCCCUCUGUGCUCUCGUACACCGGCAGAGGCCUGAGCUCAUUGACUAUGAAUCUCUUAACGAAGAGGACAUGGCAGGGAACAACCAGUUGGCGUUCGAUUUGGCUGAACGAGAGUUUGGCAUCCAGCCAGUGACGAGGGGAAAGGAGAUGGCUGAGUUGGCUGAACCCGACAAGCUGCUGAUGGUUCUCUACCUCUCCAAGUUCUACGAGACCUUCAGGAACUCCAAAGGAAACCACAACGGUUCAAGAGAACCAGAUGAGAAUAAUGAGGGAUAUCCAGCUAAAACCAACCACAAACUGCUGAACCUGCAUCAGUCCAAGAAGAGGAUGCCCAGGGAUGACAAAACAGAAGACGAUUCUGUUAACAAGAGACAGCGAAAGGGCAACCACUACCUCACAGAGUUGUCUUGUCACAGUGCGACCCCUGCUGGUGAGGAUGGGGAGCUGCGGGAGAACAAGGUCCGCUCCAUGGCAACUCAGCUGCUGGCCAAAAUUGAGGAGAACUCCUCUGCUGCAAAGACACAUGGCAAGUCUGACGAGGAAACAUCCGAUCCCUCCUUUUCUCCUCUUCUGUCUCCUUCCACCUCCCCACUUCCUCACUCAAAGGAGAAGUAUAAUGAAGGGGAGGAAGAUGAGGAAAACCCCCGUUUUGCAAAACCCAAGAAUGUCCCCCUUCCUCCCCCUCUGCCUCCCCCUCGUCCGAAGUGGCAGCCGUCCGUCUACCUCCGCUUGCUGGAGAAUCCCAGUGCUAUGGCUCAGCAGACCACUUCCCUCUAUUCCCCCGAAUCUCCUCCGCCUCAGUGCGGCUACAGUCGCUCUCCUUCGCCCACACACUCUCCUCCCCACUCACGGAGCCCUCAUGUUACGGAACAGCACUACCAAGAACACACCUCUCCUGACCCGACAGCCAGUCAUUUCUCUGCUUCUUCUUCUCUGUCUGCUUCCAACGCUGAUCUUUCCUCAGAGAGGUCAGAGGAGUCAAUGCAGCAGAGUAAAGCCCGGGGACUGUCUACUAGAGAAUGUUGUGUGAAGAAUAUAAAGCAGAGAGCGGUCCUCCUCUCCUCCAUGUUUCCUGGCUCCAACAAACCUUCUCCUCUUUCUCCCGUUUCUGAAUCGCAGGUGGAAUUAUCUACCUUUUUCCGUCCUUCCUUGUCCCCUCCUCCUCCUCCUCCUUCUUCUUCGUCCUUUGUAUCUAAGAGCUCCAGAGUCUACCCUGUAGUGCACCCUGUCCCUGACCCCACUGCCCAGGCCGGGUUCUCCUCCACUCCCUCGUCUCACAGCGACUCUGAAAAACCUGUUGUUGAUUCCUCCACAUGCAACACCAAAACAUCUGCUGCCCUCUGUUCCACUCUCUCUGAUGAGAGCCAGGAGAUCUCGCCUCCCCUCUCUGACACUAACUGUGAACACGGACGCAGCAGAUCAUCUCACCAUCCAAGCUAUUUACUGCACAAGGAAAUCUAUGAGAGUGUGCGUGAGAGUUCUUGGAAUAGUGUGAAGCGUGAGCAGGAGAAGGUCCACCAAACCGCUCAGGAGACAUUUGAUGAUAAGAAAUUAGCCAAAAGUGAUGACAUGAAGUUCAAUGGGAGCUGCAGUCUUGAGAACCCGAGAAGAAUCAUUCAAAAGUCAGUUGUCCGCUCUGAGAGUUGUCCGACUGGAGCUCUUCGUUACAUUAAAGAGCGUACAGUCGGAAAGGUAUCGUCAGCCAUUGGCGCUAAAGCUCAGAAACUGGCCGUCCUGUAUGAGACGGACCACAGGCCCAAUGCCACGCCGUGUGUGGUGCGUAAGGACUGCCUUCCCGGGCUCGGCGGCAGCGACAUCUGCCACUUCUGCACCAAGCGGGUGUACGUGAUGGAGAGACUGAGCGCUGAAGGAUACUUUUUCCACCGCGAGUGUUUCCGCUGUGAAGUCUGUAACAGCACCCUCCGUCUGGGAGGGCACAUCUUCGACUCGCAGGAGGUGAAGUUCUACUGCAAGAUGCAUUAUGCCCAGAGUCAGUCCAGCACUCGCAUGGGGAGGUUCAGAAGGAGGAUGGAAGACCAAAGCUGUGUCCCACCCUCGUCGUUGGACAGUGGGAGCUGCUCAGCGACAGGCAGCGUGCAGAUGCAACCCCCAGGUGUGGCGUGCAGCUUACAUUCAGAUCAGCUUUAUAAAGUUGAGCAAAUGAUUCCUGAGGAAACAGAGAUGGCUGUUGAAGCUCUGGAUGAUUCCUGUCUAGUCAACACCACAGCACAAGAUACUGCAGGGGCCAAUGGCCCAGAGCUGGACCGUACCAAAGAUCGCUGUAACCCCAAACAGGAUAAUCGAUGGAAGCGGAAGAUCAGAGCAACCCUGCCUCUGAUCUUCAUCAAGCGCUUCCAGAGAAGCUGUACGCAGGACAAAGACGGCCCAGAGACGGUCCCUGAAGCAGACUCUGAUUUUGAGGAGAUCACUUCAGCAGAGAAACAAGCUAAGUCCGACGGAACUUCCAAGACAUCAGCAGAUAACCAGAAUCCCUCAGAGGGAAGCGAGAAGAGUGACGAGCGCUCGGCUACAGUAAAGAGCGCCGCAUACGGCUCAUCCACCCCAAAGAAACGCUUGAUGUUAACUCUAUCUGAGAAGGAGAAGCUUCUGAAUUGGGACAUUCUGCCCACACCAGAGGAAACUGUGAUCAACACAAAGACCAAAAACGCACAACAACACAAAGACCAGGUACAAGCAGAGACAGAAGCAGAUAAGCCUCAGACCGACUCGGGCCAGGAUGGGGAAGCAUCCCAGAGCCAAACCUCUGCCUCGUCCCCCUCAACCCUCCAGCUUAUAGCAAACGCCUUUAGGAGGACAUUUAGUGUGACCAAUCCCUCCAGCAGGUCCAACACUGCAGUCACAAUGAGGACCAAAUGUGGCGACCCCACAAAACAGAGGCCCAUGUCAGAAGGAGCGCUGAGCUGUAGCCUCCCCCUCAGCACUGGGGGUCCAGAGCCAUCCAGAGAGGAGAGAACAGCCGGCAAGCGCCAAGCUCUGUGUGCAACUGUAGGGGCCCACCCGUGGGGGGUGGGGCGGGACCUGCCCUCUCUGUUGCAGCAGGUGUCCCUAAAGGGCCGUAGAGGCUCUGGAGGGGUGUUCUCCGACGACAUGGCCUCAUUGCCCCGCAGGAAGGUCAACUUGUUCUCAUCCCUGAGGCUGAGGAAGAGGCACGAGUCGGAGAGUGAGGGGCAGGACCAGGAGGUGCAAAAGAAAAUCAAGACGAUACUCGGCAACCUCAGAAACAAAGCCUCCAGACAACAGAGUCUUGAAGAGCCUUCCUCUAGUGACGAGGAAAGUGAAAACCUCACAUCCAAUCAGAAGCUGUGUCCGGAGAGACAGAGGAGGAAGCAGGAGAAGACGGUGGCCCAGCAGACUAAGAGAGAGCAGCUCAAGAGGCUUCACAGAGCUCAGACCAUCCAGAGACAACUGGAGGAGGUUGCAGAGAAACAGAGGGAUCUGGAGGAAAGAGGAGUGUCCAUAGAAAAGAUCAUAAGAGGAGAAACAGACUCUCAGACGACGGACAGUGACGAGGCCGAGCUCUAUCAGUCCUGGUUCAAACUUGUUCUGGAGAAGAACAGAUUGGCGCGCUAUGAGUCUGAACUCAUGAUCUUUGCUCAGGAGCUUGAACUGGUGGACACACAGAGCCGAAUGCAGCAAGAUCUACGACACAGGAUGGCAAUAGAAGAUACAGAGAAGAGUGCCUCUGAGCUGCAGAAGGAGCAAGAGAUCCUGUCAGAGAUCAUGAGGACGGUGGAGAAACGAGACAUGUUGGUCUCUAUGCUGGAGGAGCAGAGGCUGAAGGAGAGGGCGGAGGACCGGGACCUGGAGAGCCUUGUGCUGUCCAGGGGCUACGAGUUUCACUGGGCCCAGGCAGAUGACAGCUGGGAGCAGGAGAAGCUGGGGUGAAUGUUGAGCACCUCAAUGGUAAAAAGAAAGGACUGAUAGUUCAGGGUACAAAAGUGCUGCGAGUGCUGGACUCAGCGGUGUAAUCUGUCAUAAACUGACUAAUCAACAGCUGCUUUAUGUGGUUGCUUGCCUUAAGUGUGGAAUUGUUGUGACAGAUUUGUUGUUGAUGCAACACUGGAUAGCCUCACUGGAUCGCACAUGGAAUGACUCGAAACGUUCCCUCAAGUUUUAGUGUUUUGCACAGAGGUGUUUGUUUUUGAAUCCAGAGAUGUGCUUAUGUAAUUCACUGUUAGUCACUACAUAGCUAUGUGAGAGUGUAAGACCUCUUGUGUGUAUUUUAAUAUAAUUUUUUCACUUUGUGCUGGAACACUGUCAAAUAAAAUUCAAUUGUAUUUACACCGAGAUACCAUUGAACACUGGAGAAAUGGAAUUCUAACUGCCACAUAUUUGUAGCCAGACUGAAUCACAAGGCAGAAAAAUGCAUCUGCACAGGCUGAAACUUUCAUACCUGUUUCACAUCUGACCACACCUUCCAUUAACUGUCAAGGCAAACCACUUUCUCUGACAUCACUGACUGGGGAGAGGUCAGAUGUGCAACAUGCAUGAAAGUUUGGAUGUUCUUUGUAAUUCAGAGUGAAUUUACCUUCUCUCAGUUAAACUGUGAUUGUUUUGUUUUUCUGGUUUUUAAGCUAGUGUAUGGGCCGAAUCAAAAUGACAAGCUUACCUCCCUCUUGAGAACAUGAGUUAUAUAUGUACAUGAGUUUUGAUCCCAGGAUGAGGAUCCACACUUCUCAUUUGAUCUUCGGGCUUUAAAUGUUUAUAUUGUAAAUUAACACUAAAUUCACAAUGUGUUUAUGAUUUAAAAACUGUAAACUGUGUGUUUUGUUUGUGUUAUGUUGCCGCAAGUCUUUUAAUUGGAGAUACAUCUUAAAUAAAAAUGAAUGUUACAUUUUGA